CUUUAGACGUUCUCAGAGAUGUCAUUACAAACGAUCGCGAUCGCCGCUAUCGCGGUGGUGUACUUUAUCAUCCGCUACUUGAACCGCACCGAUGUCCCAAAGAUCAAAGGCAUCCCAGAGAUUCCCGGCGUUCCUCUCUUCGGAAAUCUUUUACAACUCGGUGACCAGCACGCGACGGUCGCGGGAAAAUGGGCGAAGAAGUUCGGACCGGUGUUCCAAGUGCGCAUGGGGAACAAGCGCGUGGUGUUUGCCAACAGUUUCGACUCCGUGCGCCAGCUCUGGAUUAAGGACCAAUCCGCGCUCAUUUCUCGCCCGACAUUCCACACUUUCCAUAGCGUCGUUUCUAGCUCGCAGGGAUUUACUAUUGGUACAUCCCCCUGGGAUGAAUCCUGCAAGAGACGGCGCAAGGCGGCUGCGACGGCGCUGAAUCGCCCCGCGGUGCAGUCGUACAUGCCGAUCAUUGACUUGGAAGCCACCGCUAGUAUUAAGGAACUGUUCAAGGAUAGCCAGAAUGGAACGGUGGAUGUGAACCCUACUGCUUAUUUCCAGCGGUUUGCGCUUAAUACCAGUCUUACGCUGAACUACGGGUUCCGGAUCGCGGGAAAUGUUGAUGAUGAGCUACUCAAGGAAAUUGUCGAUGUCGAACGUGGAGUGUCGAACUUCCGCAGUACGAGCAAUAACUGGCAGGAUUAUAUUCCGUUACUCCGGAUUUUGCCUAAAAUGAACCGCGAGGCUGAGGAAUUCCGUGUCCGUCGGGAUAAGUACUUGACGUAUUUGUUGGAUAUUCUCAAGGACAGAAUUGCUAAGGGAACGGACACGCCGUGUAUUACUGGAAAUAUCUUGAAGGACCCGGAAGCAAAGCUUAAUGAGGCGGAGGUGAAGUCUAUUUGCUUGACGAUGGUUUCGGCUGGUCUGGAUACUGUUCCCGGUAAUCUGAUCAUGGGCAUUGCAUAUCUGGCUUCUGAGGACGGUCAGCGGAUUCAGCAGAAGGCCUAUGACGAGAUCAUGAAAGUCUACCCGGAUGGCGAUGCAUGGGAAAAGUGCUUGGUUGAGGAGAAGGUUCCAUAUGUGUCGGCCUUGGUUAAGGAAACUCUGCGAUUCUGGACUGUCAUCCCGAUUUGCCUGCCACGCGUAAACAUCAAGGAAAUAGAGUUUAACGGGGCAAAGAUUCCGGCUGGCACGACCUUCUUCAUGGUAAGAUACUUCCUUCUCUCUGGCCUGUGCUCCAGGAACCAUACUCAUUGAUGUACAGAACGCCUGGGCUGCCGACUACGACGAGGACCAUUUCAAGAUGCCGGAAAAAUUCAUCCCUGAGCGAUAUCUCGAAGUCUCUGAAGGCUCUGGUACCCCACACUACGGAUAUGGGGCCGGCUCACGGAUGUGUGCGGGAUCCCACCUUGCUAAUCGCGAGCUUUUCACGGCAUACGUCCGACUGAUCACUGCUUUCACAAUGCAUCCAGCGCAGAACCCGGCAGAUCGCCCGAUCCUGGAUGCGAUCGAGUGCAAUGCGAUUCCCACGGCCCUGACCACAGAGCCAAAACCAUUCAAGGUUGGUUUCAAGCCGCGGGAUGCUCCCAAGCUUCAACAAUGGAUCGUGGAG
Molecule: messenger RNA, 1600 nt
Organism: Aspergillus pseudotamarii
Lineage: Eukaryota; Fungi; Ascomycota; Eurotiomycetes; Eurotiales; Aspergillaceae
Product: cytochrome P450
Exons: 3
Coding region: 19-1245 (408 amino acids)
Molecular function (GO): monooxygenase activity; iron ion binding; oxidoreductase activity, acting on paired donors, with incorporation or reduction of molecular oxygen
Source: RefSeq, a predicted model, not a curated record